AAAUAUGGCAAGUUUUUUAAAUGAGACCGUAGCAGAAACGUACUGAUUCUGGUAACAUUCGUUUAAAAUGUCACCACGUCUUAAAAUAUCAAAUUAUGUUAUUGAGAGGCUGUCUAAUAUAGACACAAAUGAAAGUACAGGAUGUCUGUACGGCCUCAUGUACGAUGGCACUUUGCUCGUGGUUGGACUGAGCUUAGAAUUAUUUGAAAAUGAGAAGAACACCUACAGGCAGUUACUGCUAAACCUGCCGGCUGAGAUAGAACUAUGCGGCGUCGUAAGGUUUGGUGAAUCUUUCACAACGGGAACAACUAUGAAAGAAAUAUUGCAGGAUGUAGAUGUUACAGACAAUCCUUUAGUGAUGAUAGUCAAUGAAAAGAAAGAGAUGAAAGCUCAUUUUUUGGUCCAUGACAAGUUUGAAGAAACUAAGUAUGAAGUUCUCAGCUCUGAUGAUAUGUGGAAGCAGUUCCUUCAUGUGCGCCUGAACACAAUAUUGCCUCUGAGUUGUGAAGCUACAAUAUCAGGUGUCAAAAAUGUGUUGCAGAAUAAGAGGAAAAAGAUUGCUUCAGGACAAGUUUCAUUUCAUGUUGAUGGGACAUCAGUGUAUUUGUUUGGUGUAGCGUCAGAUGUAGGCUUGACAGGUACUAGCACAGAGGCCACUAUAGGAGAACUUGUGGAUUCUAUGAGCCCUGAACAGCCAAAGAAAAAGAAGCAUAAUACUAAUGUUAUUGAGAUAGUACCCAUAAAUCUGGUAUUGAAGACAACAAAGGAUAUUUUGUCUGAUAAACUCGUCAAGACUGCCGUAAAAAUGAUGACGACCCAAAGAAAACCUGCAUUUUGCAUUAGCAUGCCAUUGAGAAUAGACACACUAGCCAUGAUACACCGGAACACGAAACUUUUGGAACUGUACACUGUGCUUGUGGAGGCUGCUUGCAGGUCACUCAGAUUACUAGAAAGCGUGCUUUUAGAACAACUGGGUCAAGAAGGUAUUGGAGAUGGUGCAGGCUUACGUUUGCCAGAAUCUUUCCACUUCUUGCCACAAGAAUUAGGGCAUUUCGUAACGAGAGUUGUACCCAAAGGUAUACCAGAUGAAAGUAUGGAAAAAGAACGACGCUUGAUGCACGAACAGUUAGGUAUUGUUCAGACACGGCCAGUAUUUCGUCGAGGGAAUGCUUACUCUGACAAGAGUGGCGGGCGCUUAGUGAACCCUCACGAGGCGAUAACACCGCAGCCGCUGAAACCUGACGUUACUAUCGCACUGGUGCGAGGUCGAUACACCUACCAUCACUACAUGCAAGACAACUUCAAUGAUGAUGGAUGGGGCUGCGCCUAUCGCUCCAUGCAAACUAUAUUUUCAUGGUUUAGGUAUCAAGGAUACACAACAGUUGCCAUACCAUCUCACAGAGAUAUACAACAGUGCCUUGUUAACAUUGGUGAUAAGCAACCCUCGUUUUUAGGUUCAAAGCAAUGGAUAGGUUCUACUGAAGUUAUGUUUUGUCUAGAGACACUUUUAGGAGUGCAGUCAAGAAUUAUAUUCGCCAAUACUGGAGCUGAAUUACAAGGUUACGCCCACGACCUUGUGCAUCAUUUCCAGACACAUGGAAGUCCGAUUAUGAUUGGAGGUGGAGUGUUGGCACACACAAUUUUAGGGGUAGAGUACAACUCCGCCACAAACGACAUCCGCUACCUGAUCUUGGAUCCCCAUUACACAGGCCCAGAAGACUUGUCAACUGUCGUUAGUAAGGGCUGGUGCGGCUGGAAGAAUUCGGACUUCUGGAAUAAAACUGCUCACUACAAUCUUUGUCUGCCACAGACAAAACCUGCUAUUUAAGAAACUCAAUUUAACAACAUUUCAAAUUAAUGUUCGAACAUAAUUUUGCGUAAGUCUGUUUCACAUAUUUAGCUGCCAAUAAUUAGUACUGUCAAAGCUGUGAUAAAGGCUUCAAUAAGCCCUUAAAUUCCAUAAAAGUGCAUUUGUUUACAAGCCACCCAGGUUUAACUUGGAUAAAAAGAAAAAUUAUAUUAAUGUUGAUUCGAAAAGUGUCUAGCGAUAUCCCUUAGAGUGUAGACAUUAGCUCAAAACGCAGGCAGGCAUUAGGGAUACUGUGUUGGAAAUCGUAUGACUCAGAUACGGAAAUGAACGCCAACAAAGUAGUUCCUGCAGUCCUUUUCAAUAGAAAUUGGAUACAAUGUAAACGAGUGUAGAAUAUUUUUGUGUUAACACUCAUAAUAGUUUAAUGAUGAGUUCUUUUAUUUUACCUCACUUUUUUGCCUUAACGUAUGAUCUGCGUUUAUGUUUAAUAAGUUUGCACUUGAAUGCUGCGCUACACAUGUUUCCAAUACCUAUAAUUAUUAACUUCAAACACGAUCAACAAAACUGCUGUAGAUAAUAUUAUGAAAUAUAUGCUACAUUGGGUACAACCUACAUAGCAUACAAAUUCUAUUGAGGAGGACCCUGAAAGCUUUCGUGCUCAUGAACUACUAUUCAUUUUGAAAAAUUAUUCUUAUUCAGCAUGUCUUAAUUUAUUUAUUGUUAACAUUAUUUAACUUUAUUCCUAUUAUUAUUUUAUUAAUUGCUUAUAAAAUUUCAGCUGCACAUGCAAAUUAAAAUGAAUGACUAAUAUAAGCUCAACCUAUUCUGAAAGAAUGUGAUUACUUGAUCAAAAGUUUAUAUAUAGGUUUAGGUUACAAUUAGCAUGUUUUUAUACUCGUUAAAAUUAUUAUUUUUGGAUGGUUAGUUAGUUUGCCUCUUAUGAUUAGCUAGUAUAAUCUAACAACUCUAAAACACACCAAUUGUUAAUUAUGUGCACUGCAUUGAAUUUGAAUGAUUGUUUUAUACUCCCUACCAUUGUGAGCCUUUAAUUUGCUGUCAAUUUAUUAUUGUGACAAAAUAUCAAGCAUGUAAGUUAAAUGGAAUUGUUAUAUUUUAUACUAAAUAAAGUAUGAAUGAA
Trichoplusia ni (cabbage looper) is the source of this 2948-nucleotide messenger RNA. RefSeq names its product ufm1-specific protease 2 (gene Ufsp2). Lineage: Eukaryota; Metazoa; Arthropoda; Insecta; Lepidoptera; Noctuidae. Bases 68 to 1828 code for a protein of 586 amino acids. The record is from RefSeq and is a predicted model, not a curated record. The transcript is spliced from 10 exons.